This is a messenger RNA of Hyalella azteca, 630 nucleotides long. RefSeq names its product NADH dehydrogenase [ubiquinone] 1 beta subcomplex subunit 8, mitochondrial (gene ND-ASHI). The record is from RefSeq and is a predicted model, not a curated record. The transcript has 4 exons. Gene Ontology annotation, cellular component: mitochondrion. Bases 61 to 591 code for a protein of 176 amino acids. NCBI's taxonomy places the organism in Eukaryota, Metazoa, Arthropoda, Malacostraca, Amphipoda, Hyalellidae.
AUCACCACUUCUGCUGAGUUCGGUUGGUUUUUCGACGUAAUCGGCCGUGAUGCCAUAGCCAUGGCUGGGCUUACGCGAAGUGUUCGUGCCCUUCAGAGCGCGACGAAAAUUUUUUUUCCUCUCGUCCAGGGCGUUAGGUCUGCUGCACACUGGAAUGAUGACUGGAAGCCUGGUCCUUAUCCUAAAACUGAGGCUGAGAGGAUAGCUGCUGCCCGCAAGUAUGGAUUGCUGCCUGAAGAUUAUGAGCCAUAUCCUGAUGAUGGAUGGGGCUAUGGUGACUACCCAAAGUUACCAAUAGUGUCUGCUGAGAGCAGAGAUCCUUAUGAGGAUUAUGAUUUCCCAGAGUAUCGGCGAAACUUUGGAGAGCCUGUGCAUGCUGAUUUUGACAUAUAUGGACUGGACCGCAUCAAGCAUGAGCACACAGAUCCUCAAACCCCACUGCAGCAGCUGGGCUUCUUUGUCUGUAUUGUGGGUGGGUGUUCCCUCAUGGCGUACCUGUGUCAUGGUACUGGCAAAUAUGAAAUGAAGCCGCCGCAAAUCCCUUACAGCGGAGAAGUUCACUACACUUUUGAGAAAGCUGAUAGCCAGUGAGAUGGGAAGUGGAUUGUAAAUAUGAAAGUAUUACACACA